AAUGCGUCUGCGAAUCCUUACAGACCCCCCACUCCUCCCACUCUCCUUGUCGUCACUUCUCCAGCUCGUUGGCGUGACCUCUCCUGACACACCCUCGGCCACUCCUUAUGGAACCCAGCUCACUCCGCCUCCCUGCGUACAGGUCCAGCUACCUGAACCGUUUCCAUCCCUACGCGCGCGACGAGCCACGUUUGUAUGAUCGUUUGCUCCAGUCGGACAUUGCGGGUGACGUGGAGGCAGUCGCGGAAGCGAGCGACCCUGCACCUCCAGUGGUGCAUUGGGAUGAGACUCUGCCGUCAACUCUUAAGAAUCUUCUUGAGGCAAUUGAUGAAUCUGAGAGUCUGAGAAACUUGGAUCUUGCGUUGCAUCCCAACGUUGCGGUGUUGCCGACUCGCCGCAUAAGGCUUCAGUUGUUGAUUAUCGACCUGGCCUUCGCCAUUGUUCGAGAACGUCAAGGCAGACCAACUCAUCCAACUGAAGACUCGCUCACAACAAUGCAUGCCGAGGGCGACGACGCUCAAAAAUGAUGUGCUGGUGGUGCUACGAGGACGGCACCGUCGUUCUAAGCUUGGUUUCAUUUGCUGUUGCUCUUGCCAUCUUCCUGCUGGGAGGAACUGUUGCGUUCACACUAUUUCUGCUGCAGUACCGGCAAUUUUGCUCUUGAUUACGUUGUCACUUUGUAUAUCUUCUCUGGUCCACAAUUCCUGCAAAUUCGUGUCGGUUCGUGCCGUUUGUGUCGCACUAUUAUUGCUGUCACACCGAAGCCGACGACAAUGUGUGUUCCUUGAAUCUUGCUAGUGUAAGCCUUGAUCAACCGGCUUCGAGAUCGCGUAGACACUGCCACAUAAUCGUGCAUUCUUUGUAUCAUGAA
This is a messenger RNA of Postia placenta MAD-698-R-SB12, 871 nucleotides long. RefSeq lists its product as hypothetical. Bases 108 to 527 code for a protein of 139 amino acids. The record is from RefSeq and is a predicted model, not a curated record. Lineage: Eukaryota; Fungi; Basidiomycota; Agaricomycetes; Polyporales; Adustoporiaceae. The transcript is spliced from 3 exons.